This is a messenger RNA of Mercenaria mercenaria, 3252 nucleotides long. Its product is annotated as peroxisomal bifunctional enzyme-like. The record is from RefSeq and is a predicted model, not a curated record. Lineage: Eukaryota; Metazoa; Mollusca; Bivalvia; Venerida; Veneridae. Gene Ontology annotation, molecular function: NAD+ binding; (3S)-3-hydroxyacyl-CoA dehydrogenase (NAD+) activity. The coding region runs from base 263 to 2419 and encodes 718 amino acids. The transcript is spliced from 18 exons. Gene Ontology annotation, biological process: fatty acid beta-oxidation. Gene Ontology annotation, cellular component: peroxisome.
GUGAAAGUAGAAAUAGCUUCGACCUUAUCCGAGUUUUUAACUGAUAACGCAAUAUCUAAGAAAGGCGAUAUCAGAAUACACUUAAGAAGGUAUAAAGUAAAGCCUACAGAGGCGAAAUAAAAAAGAUUGGCUAACUGUCAUCUUGUGUGCAUUCUAUUUUUAGGGUUCAAACCCAAGUGCUAAUUUUUGAACUGUGAGUGUAAGCACAGAACUUUACUUUGAUCUCCAACUACUGAGACAUUUUUCACUGUUCAAAGUUAAAAUGACGGAAUACAGUGUGAAGGAUUCAGUUGCAAUUAUUCAGCUUGACAACCCUCCGGUAAACGCAUUAGGGAGCAAAGUACGAAGUGGUAUAGACAAAUAUAUAAAAGAGGCUGAUCGGGACAGUAGUGUGAAGGCUGUUGUUGUCUGUGGUAAACGAGGAAACUUCUGUGCAGGAGCUGAUAUCAAAGAGUUUGAUGGUGGCAAGAAAGGACCAUGGAUCACAGAUAUUGGGGACUACUUUGACAAAAUGAAGAAACCCGUCGUAGCAGCAAUAGAAGGAGUUGCACUUGGUGGUGGCCUGGAACUUGCCUUGUUCUGUCAUUACAGAAUAGCCGUAAAAAGUGCAAGGGUAGGUCAGCCAGAAGUGGCGAUAGGUUUGAUCCCUGGUGGGGGUGGUACCAUCAGACUACCAAAGGCUGCAGGCCUAAAGAAUGCGCUGGAGAUCAUCACAACAGGGAACCAUGUCUCUGCUGAGAAAGCUCACAAGAUGGGCAUCAUUGAUCAGAUUGUAUCUGGGAACAUCAUAGAAGAAGGAAUCAAGUUUGCCAAAUCUAAGGUUCACUUGGAUACCAGCAUUGUUUGUUUACGUAACAAGCAUGUUAAAGUUGAUGGUGAUGUUGAUAAGGUUGCUGAAGCUGCCAUGGCCAAAGUGAAGUCAAAAUAUCGUGGAGCUAUGGCACCCAUUUAUUGUGUGAAGUCAGUGAUGAACUCUGUAAGAGUACCAUACCAAAAGGGGAUUGAGUUGGAGCAUGAAUAUUUUCAGGACUUAAGGUCAUCUAGCCAGUCCAAGGCCAUGAGAUAUGCCUUCUUUGCUGAGAGAGCCAUAACAAAGUGGCAGCUUCCAUCUGGAGGGAACUACAGGACAGCGAAACCACUGCCAGUGAAGACGGCAGGUGUUAUUGGUGCCGGAACUAUGGGAGGUGGUAUAGCUCUAUGUCUGAUCACCUCCGGUAUACCAUGUGUUCUUGUUGAACAAAAUAAAGAGUUUCUAGAUAAAGGUAUGGAGGCAGUCAAAAUGCAAUUGAUGGGUACAGUACGGUUAGGAAAAAUGGCAGAAAACCAGGCUAAACAAUGUAUGGCAAUUCUUAAACCUACAGUCAACUUUGAAGAUUUAAAAAAUGUUGAUCUGGUAAUUGAAGCUGUGUUUGAAGACCUGAAGUUGAAGAGAGAUAUCUUUGAACGACUGGACAAAAUGUGUAAACCUGAAACAAUUCUAUGCACAAACACGUCAACCCUGGACAUUGAUUCAAUUGCAACAGCCACAAAAAGACAAGAAAAGGUUGUAGGCACCCAUUUCUUUGCACCAUCGUACAUAAUGAAACUGUUAGAGAAUAUUUAUGGAACUAAGACGUCUGCUGAGACUGUGGCAACUGUCAUGAAACUAGGAAAAACUAUCAGAAAGGUUCCCGUGUUGGUUGGUUCCUGCACUGGGUUCGUCGCUAACAGAAUGUUAGGACCAUACUCACAGGAGGCUCAGUAUUGUGUUGCGGAAGGAGCCUCCCCAGGGGAUGUGGACAAUUCUCUCAUGGAUUAUGGGAUGCCCAUGGGAACAUUUCAAGUUUCUGACCUGUCAGGUGUUGAUGUCGGGUUCAGAAUUCGUAGAGAAGCAGCAAGGAAGGCUGGUGAAACACUAACAACAAAAAGCCGGUUCUUCAUGGGCGAGCGUAACUGUAGUCUUAUAGAGGCACUAGUUGAGAAAGGAAGAUUGGGGAAAAAAGUUGGGAAAGGUUGGUACAAGUAUGAUGGACCAAGAGGAAAGCCUGUUGUUGACCCAGAAGUUACACAGCUAAUAGAGGAACAUUGUAGAUCACUCGGUCUUGAGAGACGCACCAUUGGUUCACAGGAGAUCCUAGAAAGAAUGCAGUAUGCAAUGAUAAAUGAAGGAUUCAAGAUUCUUGAGGAGGGACUGUGUACAAUGCCUGAGGAAAUUGACAUUAUAUGGAUAUAUGGAUUUAGUUGGCCAAAAUAUAUGGGUGGACCUAUGUAUUAUGCAAGCCAAAUUGGUUUGAAGAAGAUAUAUGAAAAAAUAUGCUAUUUCCAUAAAACAUUCCCAUACAGUGCUCAUUGGGUACCCAGCAGUUUACUAGCAAAACUCAGUAAAAAUGAUGUACCAUUUAACAAAUGGGGGCAAGCUGUGCAAGGGAGCAAACUCUGAUUACUUACCAUCUUUAUGGAAUCAAUAUUGAAUUAACUGCACAUAUGAAUGGAACAUAUAAAGCAUUAUGAACGUGCAUGUUGCGAAAUGUUUUGAAAACUCAAUAAAAAUGAUGCACCAUUUAACAAAUGGUGAGAAGCUCUGCAUACGUGCGAACUGUAUAAAUUAUCAAACUGUAUAGAACUUACACAUUGUAAACUGUGCAGAUGAACAACAAAAUAUUUAAAGCAAUAUGAAAGUGCCAUAAAGAUUGUUGUGUUUUAACUUUUUGUAGUAAAUUAUGUAGAUAAAAUGUAAACAGACAGUAUACAGGCCUGAUUCAUUAAUUAUGUAUCCAUGCCUUUAUUUCAACAGUCUUUGCCACCCUCAGCCUAUUUACAUGGGAAUAUCUGUUUAAUAUUAGGUGUAAAAAAAAAUUGUUUGUUUUUCGGUAUCCCGAUCUACCCUAAAUAUUUUGGCCCAACCCUAAAUCUUUUUAUGGCCUUGGUGAAUAUUUUUUUCAACUUUUCAACAAAAAGUUGCAAUACUGCACUUUUUAUACGCCCAUUUGAAAAACGGGACGUAUCAUGGGAACGCCCCUGGCGGACAGGCGGGCGGCGUCCACAGACUUUGUCCGGAGCAUAUCUUCUACAUGCAUGGAGGGAUUUUGAUGAAACUUGGCAGAGUUGUUCACCAUCAUGAGACGGAGUGUCAUGCGCAAGAACUAGGUCCCUAGGUAUAAGGUCAAGGUCACACUUAGAGGUCAAAGGUCAAAUUCAAGAAUGACUUUGUCGGGAGCAUAUCUUCUUCAUGCAUGAAGGGAUUUUGAUGAAAGUUGGCACAAUUGUUCAUCA